This is a messenger RNA of Girardinichthys multiradiatus, 1492 nucleotides long. It is a transcript of the gene ppid, whose product is annotated as peptidylprolyl isomerase D. Gene Ontology annotation, biological process: protein peptidyl-prolyl isomerization; protein folding. The transcript is spliced from 10 exons. Gene Ontology annotation, molecular function: protein binding; peptidyl-prolyl cis-trans isomerase activity. NCBI's taxonomy places the organism in Eukaryota, Metazoa, Chordata, Actinopteri, Cyprinodontiformes, Goodeidae. The coding region runs from base 89 to 1204 and encodes 371 amino acids. The record is from RefSeq and is a predicted model, not a curated record.
AGUUGCGUAUGCCUUCCAUUCAUAACGUAAAACGGCUCCAGUGCACCGGCUGAGGUUUAGCUAGAAUAAACUGCAAUUCCUCCCGAAAAUGUCUCACCCAGCGCUGUCGGGAAAGCCUUCCAACCCCGAGAAUCCUCGCGUUUUCUUCGAUGUUGAUAUUGACGGAGAAAGAGCUGGCCGAAUUGUUUUGGAGCUGUUUGCCGACAUCACCCCUAAGACUGCUGAAAACUUCCGGGCACUCUGCACCGGAGAGAAAGGUGUCGGAACAUCGACCGGGAAACCACUGCACUUCAAAGGAUGUCCGUUCCACAGAAUCAUCAAGAAGUUCAUGAUCCAGGGAGGUGACUUCUCAAACCACAAUGGCACAGGGGGUGAGAGCAUCUACGGGGAGAAGUUUGAGGAUGAAAACUUCCACUACAAGCAUGACAAGAUGGGACUUUUAAGCAUGGCCAAUGCAGGGCCCAACACCAACGGCUCACAGUUCUUCAUCACCACUGUCCCCACGCCACACUUGGACGGAAAGCAUGUGGUCUUUGGACAAGUGUUAAAAGGGAUCGGGGUUGUAAAAAUGCUAGAGUCCAUUGAAACUACAGAGGACACCCCUGUAAAGCCUUGCAUCAUAGCUGACUGCGGUGAACAUAAGGACGGGGACAGCUGGGGCGCUGCACCGACUGAUGGAACAGGAGAUGCCCACCCAGACUUCCCUGAGGACUCAGACAUCGACUUUAAAGAUGUUGACAAAGUUCUGUCGGCUGCUGAAGACGUGAAGAAUAUUGGGAACCUCCUUUUUAAGAACCAAGACUGGAAAGCUGCAGUUAAUAAAUAUAAGAAAGCCCUAAGAUACCUGGAGAUGAGUGGAAAUCAGCUGGAAGAGGAAGGGGAACAGAAGAAGCUGGAGCCCACAACAGUCAGCUGCUUCCUCAACACUGCAGCCUGUAAACUGAAGCUGCAGCUCUGGCAGGAGGCUCUGGGGAGCUGUGAUGAGGCUCUGGAACUAAACCAAGAAAACACUAAGGCACUUUUCCGGAGGGCCCAGGCCUGGCAGGGGUUGAAGGAAUAUGACAAAGCCCUGGGAGAUCUAAAGAAAGCUCAGGAAAUAGCUCCAGAAGAUAAAGCCAUCAUCAACGAGAUGAAGAAAGUCCAAAUUAAAAUCCAAGAAGAGAAGGAGAAAGAAAAGAAAAUCUAUGCCAAAAUGUUUGCUUGAAGACUUGGUGCUGCAACAAGUUAUUGUCUGGUAAUGUUUGAAGUCCUCUCAGUAGAAACUAACCUUAUUCAGUGACUCUGUAACCGUUUUUUCAUUUGAGUGGAAGGUUUGUGUUCAUUUAGACCUGGUUUCAUUGUGCUGUAACACUGAAGCACGGACAGGUUACAGCUGAUGAUCCCAGCGAAACAAACUUAAAUCUUAAACCGUUUUACAUAAAGUUGUUUAUCUUGUAUCAUCAGUCUGGUUUAUUUAUGUUUUUACUGGUCAAUAAAACAAAGGAUAACUGAA